This is a messenger RNA of Priapulus caudatus, 3335 nucleotides long. RefSeq names its product enkurin domain-containing protein 1-like. Gene Ontology annotation, cellular component: cytoplasmic microtubule. The transcript is spliced from 8 exons. The coding region runs from base 154 to 1197 and encodes 347 amino acids. NCBI's taxonomy places the organism in Eukaryota, Metazoa, Priapulida, Priapulimorpha, Priapulimorphida, Priapulidae. The record is from RefSeq and is a predicted model, not a curated record.
UGUUUAUGAUCGCUGGCCCUGGAAACGGGAUCACGUGAUCUAGUGUCAGUGUCUUUCAAAAUGGAUUUGUUUGCGAACUCUUCACUGCAUGAGUCCGUCUUUUCGCCGGGUCUUGCGAUUCUACGACUAACUCUAACUACGACUACGGUAUAGAUGAUAGAUUUACUUCUGAAUGUGAAAUUGCUCCACAGUAGGCAGUUUGAUAUUAACCCAGCUGAUGUAACUAUCAACAAUAUGGCACUUGGACUCGGAGGACCAAUACCACCCGAUCAAGUUCUUUUCACCCAGCAGCCUUCAAUCAAUGACAUUAGGCCAGGUGGUCGACUAGCAACAGAAGGAAGGAAGAUAGCCGCGCGGCACAAAGGCGGAGUGUUAGGAAACCUCCUCCUUGAAUUGCAAGGAGCCUCAACCCAUCCCGACACCCGAAAUAACAAAUUUAAUCCGAAGCCGAAACCGAAGGACCAGCUGAAGGAGAAUGUGUGGCGGAUGCGGCAGAUCCAGCAGGAGUCGCUGCGGCGGCAGGCGGAGGCGAACAAACCAGUGAAGGCCCUCUGGAAGUCACAGAAGUACAACGACGUUCCGCCGCGGGUCGGAGACUACGAGAAGGAGCCGCCGUCGGUCCCGCGUUCCGAGUCGGCUAGGAACUACCUCCGCGCUCAUUCGCGACCCGGCACGCCCGACCCCGUGCGACCGAGGUGGGCGUCCCCUCAUCCGGCGGAAACGGAUCAACGCAAACGUGAGAACGGACUCGCUCCUCGUAGUAACCGUGGCAAUGACGAACCAAUCGCGGCUCAGAAGCCGACUCGGCAGCCAAGCCUUCAACGAUGCGUAUCUGUGGAACGUCUGGCGCUGAAUGGACCCAAAACUACCACAGACGACAAGCCGCAGUGUGCUGACGCGGAGGAGACGAUGCUAGUGCAGAAGUACGCAGAGGCGGAAGAGCUUCCUGCAGUCGUGACGUUCAAGAACCCGGGGCCAGCGGAUGCGUGCAGCGUGGGCCUGACGAGUCGUGCUCACACAUCACCGUGUCUUGCAGCGGAGAGCCAGCUGCUGACGGAGCUUCACGCGCUUCCCGUCCGCUCGGACACGCUGCGCGCGCGGCAGCAGCACGUCGACAUAGAGAGGAAGCUCGUAGAGAUAGAGGAAGCCAUCAAGAUCUUCUCCCGCUCGAAGGUCUUCAUCAAGAUCGACGAGUGACGGACGUGUGUGCGUUUGUGAGCGAGUGACCUUUACCCUCUGACAUUUACACUCUGACCUUUACACUCUGACCUUUACACACUCUGACUUGUUUAUGCUGACCUUUUCAAUCUGACCUCUUCGUGCUGACCUUUCACCUCUGACUUUUGUCCUCUGACCUCUUCAUACUGACCUUUCCACUCUGACCUUAUAUGCUGUCUUUUACACUGACCUUUUUACACGCUGACCGUUCACCUCUGAUCUUUCUACUCUGACCUUCUACAAAACGUUUAGUGUACUUUCCUUCGAGUGGUUAAUCGUACUUUCAUAAGUUCGUCUGAUCCGGGUUCAUGCACUCGUGCAAAUGCAUACAAUAUCAAAUGUUUUUUCCGUAAGGUUAAUUGCUUUGCAAAAGUCGUCUAAAGAGUGUGAAAAAUCGAAUUUGUCGUUCCAUGUCCAGUGCAAUUGUACGCGAUCAUAUAAAUCGACGGAGCUCGCAGUAGUUAGAUGCCGAUUCUUCGAGGCGACUUUCGGUGGAUUGUCUGCUUACGGGUAACCCUGCUUUAAAGCCUACCGAACACGAGGGGAAUCAGCUCGGACAAAAGUUACUCGUGGCCAAUUAUUCCUCACAGUGUUGAGUCGUUUCUUUCUGUGUGCGGGGAAAUUUGUGUGAGGUUUUAGUCAUUCGUACCGUUGAGACAAAUAUCCAACGUGCUUGAUAUUUUUGGUCACGCGUGGCGUAAAACUCGCCGUGUGCGGUGAACUGAGCUGUUUCCUCGCUCGCGAUACCAAUGAGCAUGCGUCUGCAUCGUGCGCAUGCGCAAUGCACAUUUUGCUCGGUCACGUGAUCUAUGAUGGGUUAUUGUUGAUGAGUUGUGGGGAGAGUGCUGAGCUGAUUCCUCUCGUGUGCGGUCUACGAACCGCGAGAGGAAAUGGCUCAACGGUGUGAGGAAUUGGCCACGAGUAACUUUUGUCUGAGCUGGUUCCCCUCGUGUGCGGUAGGCUCCAUCCGUCUGUAUUGCGCUUGACCAGUGGUGGUCAAGAAACACCAUAUCUUCUUUAGAUACCAGUGAGUUUGUAUGCGUAGCGUUAGUAUCGACCGAAGUGAAUCGGGGGAUCCGGUUAUUCAACGUCGUAAAUGCGUCAAAACAUCGAUAUCAAAACACGAGAGCUUGAUUUCUAACGAGAAUUUUAUAAUUCGUGUGCUUUUUCCGUAGCAGUAGAAUUUACAGCGUGUCCAUCCAUUGCUACUAAUGCUGGGUUGUUAUUAUGAGAUCCCGCGCACGCAUGUAUGUAUGUAUAUAGUGAGGUUUUCGCGCUCAUUGUUCUAUGUGGCCUUGUCUUUCGUAAAGGUGGGAUCCGCUGGCUUUAUCAGUUAUGACCGUGACGAAUUUAAAAUGUCAUAUCUGUUGCACGUCAAUUAACUUCAAAGGGAACAUGGCAUUUUAGAUUCAUAUGGUGUUGUCAGGAGUGUAUAAUAUAUAUAUAUUCUAUAUCGAUUCUAUAGAGAUCUAUAUUAUACAUUCUUGAUGUCGUUCCAACUUGCGGUGUUUUUCAACAGCAUGCUUGUAGACGUGAUCACGCUUAUUCGUAUUGCCUUAGAUCACACGUUGAUCACGCUUAUUCGUAUUGCCAUUGAUCACUCGUCGAUCACUGCCGCCUCGUAACCUCGUAAAUAUUAGUCUUCAAAGUCCGAGGGACUAUAUCGAAGACGGAGAGAUAUAAAGUUGACGCUACGUUGUGGUUAUUAAUUAAUUGCUAAUUAUUAUUGUAAUUAACGUUGCGAAGAGCGGGUUAAUGAGGAUCGAGAUGAGCUUGAGCUUACAGGUGUACUGCAAGGCGAUGUGCGUGUGUAUCUGUCUAAAAUGCGCCAGCUUCUACCUCUACUGGGUGGAGAAUAACAGGGAAGUCAUAUCGUAAGUGAGCCACGCGCAUGUACGGUCAGAUUACGUGAAUAAAGUGCCUUUAUGGGAGUUGAUGGUGGGUGGAAGACGAUCAAUAGCAUCGAUGUUUAAUGAUCAGAAGGCUUUUCGUACUGCAUCACUCGUUUGUUGAUGUAUUUUUGGCGAUGGCCGUAGCAUUGACGUAAAAAAAAUUUGUGGCAGUCCUUUCUUGUAUAUAUGUAAGCCGAUUAAUAAAGUGUCCAAAUUACUGUUUAA